Molecule: messenger RNA, 1115 nt
Organism: Plectropomus leopardus (leopard coralgrouper)
Lineage: Eukaryota; Metazoa; Chordata; Actinopteri; Perciformes; Serranidae
Product: transcription factor Sox-1a-like
Biological process (GO): negative regulation of transcription by RNA polymerase II; brain development; neuron differentiation
Cellular component (GO): nucleus
Molecular function (GO): DNA-binding transcription activator activity, RNA polymerase II-specific; RNA polymerase II cis-regulatory region sequence-specific DNA binding
Source: RefSeq, a predicted model, not a curated record
GCUGCAGCCUGAAUGUUUGUGUGAGCGAGCAGAGUUGUCCCACACAGACGAGGUGAAUGUACAGCAUCAUGAUGGAGACGGACUUACAUUCCCCCGUGGUGCCCCAGACCAACCCAUCCAACACGGGGGGACACGCGGGAGGAGGAGGCGGGGGGCCUGGCGCAAAGGUCCCCCAGGACAGGAUCAAGAGACCCAUGAACGCCUUCAUGGUGUGGUCCCGGGGCCAGCGCAGGAAAAUGGCUCAGGAGAACCCCAAAAUGCACAACUCGGAGAUCAGCAAGCGGCUGGGCGCGGAGUGGAAGGUGAUGACCGAGGCGGAGAAGAGACCGUUCAUCGACGAGGCGAAGCGGCUCCGGGCCAUGCACAUGAAGGAGCACCCGGACUACAAGUACCGGCCGCGGAGGAAGACCAAGACGCUCCUGAAGAAGGACAAGUAUUCUCUGGCCGGUGGGCUCCUCGGCUCACCCGCGGGUGUCGGAAUGGGCGGCGGGCAGCGGCUGGAGAGCCCGGGAGGGGGCCAUGUAGGCGCAAACGCGAGUUACGCCACGCACGUGAACGGCUGGGCAAACGGCACCUAUUCGGGCCAGGUGGCGGCUGCAGCGGCGGCGGCGCACGCGAUGAUGCAGGAGGCGCAGCUGGCGUACACGCAACACCCGGGCACCGGAGCUCACCCGCACCACCCGCACCACCACCCGCACCACCAUCCGCACAACCCGCAGCCCGUGCACAGGUAUGACAUGAGCGCUUUAUCGUACAGCCCGAUCUCAAACUCUCAGAGCUACAUGAGCGCCUCUCCGCCGGGAUACGGCGGCAUCACCGGCUACACGCACCAGCACCAAAGCUCCGGUGUGUCCCCGGUGUCCGGGGCCAUCGGAGGCACUUUGGGGUCCCUGGUGAAAUCUGAGCCGAGUGUGAGCCCUCCGGUGUCCACCGCACGCGCGCCGCCGCCGUGCCCCACGGGGGACCUGCGGGACAUGAUCAGCAUGUAUCUGCCGACCGGAGAGGCGGCGGGAGACUCCCCGGUUCACAGCAGACUGCACGUGCUCCACCCGCAGCACUACCAGAGCAGCGGCUCCGCUCCGGUAAACGGGACGGUUCCGCUGACUCAUAUUUAA